This is a messenger RNA of Cinclus cinclus, 2269 nucleotides long. RefSeq names its product zinc finger protein 420-like. Gene Ontology annotation, biological process: regulation of transcription by RNA polymerase II. Gene Ontology annotation, molecular function: RNA polymerase II cis-regulatory region sequence-specific DNA binding; DNA-binding transcription factor activity, RNA polymerase II-specific. Bases 66 to 1724 code for a protein of 552 amino acids. Gene Ontology annotation, cellular component: nucleus. NCBI's taxonomy places the organism in Eukaryota, Metazoa, Chordata, Aves, Passeriformes, Cinclidae. The record is from RefSeq and is a predicted model, not a curated record. The transcript has 3 exons.
GCAGCCUUACCUGUCACCAGAGGAUCCACACCGGGGAACGGCCCUACAAGUGUGGGGAUUGUGGGAUGGACUUCAGGCGCCGUUCCAAUCUGGUCCAACACCAAAGUAUCCACACUGGGGAGAGGCCCUACAAAUGUGGGGAUUGUGGGAAGGACUUCAGGCAACGUUCCAACCUGACCCGUCACCGAAGUAUCCACACUGGGGAGAGGCCCUACGAGUGCUCAGAGUGUGGGAAGGACUUCAGGCGCCAUUUCAGCCUGAUCCGUCACCAAAGUAUCCACACUGGGGACAGGCCCUAUGAGUGCUCAGAGUGCGGGAAGAGGUUUUACUCCUGCUCCCAUCUCAUGCAGCACCGGCACAUCCACACUGGGGAGAAACCCUAUGAGUGUGGGGUGUGUGGGAAGAGCUUCAGUGACAGGAGCACGCUGAAGCAGCACCGGAGGAUCCACACUGGGGAACGGCCCUACAAGUGUCAGGAGUGUGGGAAGAGUUUCCGGCUGCGCAGCCAAUUGAUCAGCCACCAAAACAUCCACACGGGGGAAAGGCUCUACAAGUGUCAGGAGUGUGGGAAGGACUUCAGGCACUGUUCCAACCUCAUCCGUCACCGAAGUAUCCACACUGGGGAGAGGCCCUACGAGUGCUCAGAGUGUGGGAAGAGGUUUUACUCCAGCUCCCAGCUCAUGCAGCACUACCAGACACACACGGAUGAGAGACCCUACGAGUGUCCUGAUUGCGGGAAGGGCUUCAGGGAGAACUCCACCCUCAUCACCCACCGGCGCAUCCACACCGGGGAGAGGCCCUACGAGUGUCCCGAGUGUGGGAAGAGCUUCUCCUGCAGAUCAACCUUGGUCAGUCACCAACGGAGGCACCAUAUCCACACUGGGGAGAGGCCCUACAAAUGUGGGGAUUGUGGGAAGGACUUCAGGCAACGUUCCAACCUGACCCGUCACCGAAGUAUCCACACUGGGGAGAGGCCCUACGAGUGCUCAGAGUGUGGGAAGGACUUCAGGCGCCAUUUCAGCCUGAUCCGUCACCAAAGUAUCCACACUGGGGACAGGCCCUAUGAGUGCUCAGAGUGCGGGAAGAGGUUUUACUCCUGCUCCCAUCUCAUGCAGCAUUACCAGUCACACACUGAUGAGAUACCCUACGAGUGUCCUGACUGCGGGAAGGCCUUCAGGAGAAUCUCCAGUCUCAUGAAACACCGGCACAUCCACACUGGGGAGAAACCCUAUGAGUGUGGGGUGUGUGGGAAGAGCUUCAGUGACAGGAGCACGCUGAAGCAGCACCGGAGGAUCCACACUGGGGAACGGCCCUACAAGUGUCAGGAGUGUGGGAAGAGUUUCCGGCUGCGCAGCCAAUUGAUCAGCCACCAAAACAUCCACACGGGGGAAAGGCUCUACAAGUGUCAGGAGUGUGGGAAGGACUUCAGGCACUGUUCCAACCUCAUCCGUCACCGAAGUAUCCACACUGGGGAGAGGCCCUACGAGUGCUCAGAGUGUGGGAAGAGGUUUUACUCCAGCUCCCAGCUCAUGCAGCACUACCAGACACACACGGAUGAGAGACCCUACGAGUGUCCUGAUUGCGGGAAGGGCUUCAGGGAGAACUCCACCCUCAUCACCCACCGGCGCAUCCACACCGGGGAGAGGCCCUACGAGUGUCCCGAGUGUGGGAAGAGCUUCUCCUGCAGAUCAACCUUGGUCAGUCACCAACGGAGGCACCAGUAAGAGAAGCCAUGUGAGUGCCCUGAGCGCAGGAAGAGCUUCGUGCGCUGCUCCAACUCCAUCCCCCACUGGAUGACCCACAAUCUUCAGAGCCCUGGUGACCCACAUUCCCUGGGAUGCAGUUUGGGAAGGCACCUGGCUGGUUAUCCUUUUGUUUUGGCCUUAUUUUUUGUCUGUCCUCCAUCUCUUUGUGCUCCAAAGCCAAGAGGGAUGGGCCUGUCCCCUCUAAACCACUCAAAUUCCCAUGAACACACCUCAACUUCAACCCAGAAGGGCUCCAUCCCACCUCCAAGUGGAUUGUUCCCGCCUCAAAACAACUCAGUCCCACACGAACCUUGCUGGAUUCCACAGUCACCAGGGGGAGAAGGGGUUGGAAGGAGAUUGGGAGGAGUGGGAUCCAAAUUUCGAGCAGUGGGAUCGGGAUUGUGUGGGACUGGCUGGGCAGCUUGUAUUUGAUAGCAAAUAAAAUUUUCGCGGUUCCUGAUUUCUGUCCCGUUCACUCUCCGUCAGUUCCAGUUCUGUUUUCAGUGGCGCCUUCUCAGCUGAUU